Molecule: messenger RNA, 1008 nt
Organism: Rotaria sordida
Lineage: Eukaryota; Metazoa; Rotifera; Eurotatoria; Philodinida; Philodinidae
Source: the annotation of a GenBank genome assembly
AUGAGGAUAUUUAUUUUAUUUCUACCAAUUUUCAUUCAAUGUCAACAUAUUGAUGAUUUAGUUGACAAACUUCGUCAUUUAGAAUCAUUUGUUGAAAUUCAAGGAGGAAAGUUUCGAAUGGGUAAUAAUGAUCGACAUGGAAUUAAUAUGGAAUUUCCGAUCAAACAAGCACAUGUUAAACCUUUUAGAAUAUUUCAGUAUCCGGUAACAGUUGCCGCUUUUCGUCGUUAUACGCAAGAUAAAACUCGUUAUCGAACUCAAGCAGAAAUCAAUGGAUUUAGUUUUAUUUUAGGAAAUUCAACAAAUAAAUCUAUCGUUAAUAUUACUUCUGAAGAUGAAGGUUUUAUUGCUGUUGAAAAUAUUCAUUGGAAUCGUCCUGAAGGUGAAUUAAUUGAUAUAUCUGAUCGUUUAAAAUAUCCUGUAACACAUGUAUCAUGGUAUGAUGCUCAAGCAUAUUGUUCUUGGAAAGGAAUGAGAUUACCAACAGAAAUUGAAUGGGAAUAUGCAGCACGGGGUGGACUUGAUUCAACUGCUUAUCCAUGGGGAGAUUUAUGGCAAUUAAAACGAGCUAAUCUAUGGCAAGGACAAUUUCCAUAUGAAAAUCAAUUACGAGAUGGAUUUUAUCGUUUAUCACCUGUUGAUGCUUUUUCUUCACAAAAUAAUUAUCAAAUUUAUGAUAUGUUAGGAAAUACUUGGGAAUGGACUUUAACUAAAUAUAGAGAUUAUGAUGAUGAGAAUGAUACUAAAGAACGAUAUGCAGUUAAAGGUGGUUCAUUUACUGAUACACGUGAUGGUGAUACUAAAAUAGAUCAUAUUCAAGUGAGAACAAGUGCAAGAAAAGGUUUUCGUCCUGAUUAUACAGCAGAAAAUUUAUCUUUUCGUUGUGCACAAUCUAUUGAUACAAAUACAAAACUAAAUAAAGGUUAUGAAGUUAUUCGUCUUCGUCCACCUAUUCAUCAUCAUUCAAAUGAACCACAUGAACAUAUACAUCAUAAAGAUGAACUUUAA